Molecule: messenger RNA, 7593 nt
Organism: Vanrija pseudolonga
Lineage: Eukaryota; Fungi; Basidiomycota; Tremellomycetes; Trichosporonales; Trichosporonaceae
Gene: IPK1
Product: Inositol-pentakisphosphate 2-kinase
Exons: 2
Coding region: 1-7593 (2530 amino acids)
Biological process (GO): inositol phosphate biosynthetic process
Cellular component (GO): nucleus
Molecular function (GO): ATP binding; inositol-1,3,4,5,6-pentakisphosphate 2-kinase activity
Source: RefSeq, a predicted model, not a curated record
AUGGUCUCGAUCCUCUCCUUCUUCACAAAGAAGCGUCCAAAGUCGACCACGGCCGCAACAGCGACACCGUCAUCACCGCCAAGAGACGAGACCCGACGGCCCAUCUCGCCGACAUCGCCGAGAAAGGCCGUAGCACCAGCGUCACGCCCGCCCCAGCGCUUCAAGUCGCUCCGACAGCCCGGCCCAUCAGCAAGCACUGCCCGCGGCGAUGCGGCGCGGCGCGCCAGCGCCGACCUACCCCGGCGGAGCGGAAGCGGAGGCGCCCAGACCAAGAAGCGUGCCUCCAUCCUCCCCGGGACGGAUAGCACGCCACCGCGGCUUGUCGUCGACCUGCCAUUCGAGGCCCAGUCGGACCAGCAGCUCGGCAGCGGCCUCAGUCUCGGACUCGACGGCGUAGGCCGCACGCCGACGCUCUCGCACGACGAGCGCAGAGCUCUCGACGCGCAGAGAUAUACCCCGGCCGACCUGGCAGCCGCAUGGGAGUGGCUCGGCCCUGAGCUCACGGAACGAGGCGCCGAGACGGUCGGCAUCAUGCUCCCCCGCCGGCUCGAGGCCGACCGCGACAGGCAACGCCAGCUCAUUGCGCUGUUCGUGCUUGCCCGCAGACCACACCUCGCUGCCAAGGUCCAGAGCUUGACCAGCACCUACUCGGAUGUCAGCGGUGCCGACGCCGAUACCGUCUGGAAGGAGCGCCUGGUCCAGGUCGCAAAGGACACGUCCAACCCCGUCGACCUGGCCGAGGUGCUCAAGACGGUCCUCCGCCGCCUCGACGUCGGCGCGAGGCCGAUCAUUGACCCGAGCGUCUAUGUCCGCUUUGUCCAGCAGGAGCACGCCGCGUCGUACCCCAGAAGCGCGUACGCGACCAUGCUCAUCCCCCAGCUGUCGUCCGACGUCGCUGGACUGUUGAACGCCGUGUUCGAGGUCUGUAACGCGAUUGCGCUGCACGCCGAGACCAAUGCCAUGAGCGCAGGCCGACUGUGCCACCUCUUUGGUUGGUGGCUGCUUGGUGCCGUGCCCGAUGGCGCUACGGGCUGGAACGACCUCUACGACGCUUACAAGCUCGCUGGCCAGCGCGCCGAGCACCUGUUCUACACCCACAUUCGCUGGCAGUCGACCCAGCAGAAGAUGCCCCGCAGACUGAUUCAGCUCAUUCUCUCCUACCCCUUUGGCGAGUCGUCGGCGUCUUCAGAGCACCUCCCGCUGCCUCCCGCGUCUACAUUCUCUCGCAACGUCCUCCACGUCGCUCUCGGCACCGACUCGGCCCUGCCGCGUGGUACCGACCCUGAGAAGGUGCUGAAUGAUGCCCUUAUCGCGCAGCUGGAUGGUGACGCAGAGGCCUCGCAGUGGCUGGAGCUCCGCCAGAAGAUUGGCGGUGGAUCGGUCGAGCUGGACGACCUGCUCGCAGCUAGCUCGCUUGGUUUCCUCGGCGAGCUGGCCCAGAGCAAGGGCCUCAACUUUACCACUCCUCCGACGACACCAACGCGGAUCCCAGACGAGCAGCACUACCACCCCCUCGCGGGCGACAGCGACCGCGUGUUCGAGAACCGCAGAAGGUCCCAGUCGUACGGCGACAUCCCCCGUCUCGAGGUCAACGGCAAGGGUAACACCGACUCGUCGCUCGGUGCCAUUGCCGAGAGCCCAAGGACACCAGCGGGCAAGGAGCACACGCUAUUCCGCCAGUCAUCAGCGGCCAAUCUCAGCCCCACUAGCCCAGCGCGCCCCGAGGCCUGGUCCGACUUUGAGAAGCUUGGCUUUGGCGACAACUCGUCAAAGCUCAACCUCAACCUGACCCAGCCAAUCACGCCGGUCCGCCAGCCGUCGCCUAAACUGCUUGCGCCCCAGCGCAAGGUGGUUGUUCGCGACCAGAAGCCCACCACCUCCUUUGUCAUCUCUUCCGAGGAGAUUGUCGCGAUCGACGAUGCCUUUAUCCACUUUGUCGAAGAUGGCCAGCUUGACCCCGUCGCCUCGGCCUCGUGGCCCCGCUUUGCACUUCUCCGGCUCAACAAGCCGAUCCCUUCGGAGGAUGAGGAGAACCCCGUCGACCAUCUGCUGGUCACGGUCCAGAAGCGCGUCAUCAAGCGCCCCCCGUCGAUUGAUGAGCCGUUACCCGACUUUGCGGCGGAAUCUCGCCUUGAGCGGCGAGCUGCCUCCCCAAGCGGCGACAGCCAGGUCUCUCGCUUCAGCACCUUUGGUCUCAAGGACAUUGCCAACUCGUUCCGCCGAUCAAGCCUCUACAGCAGUGGCGGGCGCCCAGGCUCCCGAAUGUCGUUCCUUGCUUCUACGGCUCCUUCCAGAAGCGCCGUCGUCAAGUCCAGCUCGCUGGACCCUGUGACCGAAAAGGCGUCGCGCAACAUGUCCAAGCGUGUGUCGACCGCCGCAUCCGACACUCCCACCGAGUACACGGUCGGCGAGAUGGGCGAGAUUGUCAUGGUCUCGGCCGAGGACAACAAGCUCGACGACCAGAACAAGAAGGAGGCCAGACUGACGGUCGCUCAGACUCCCGUCACCGACUGGAAGUACUUGAAUGAGGGCGGCGCCCAUGCUGUGUUCGUCUACAAGGGCCUGGUCCCUUCUCUCCAGGGCAGUGCAUUGCGCAUCGCCAAGACGCCUCCCGCCAAUGCGCCCAGCCCCGAGCUCCGCAAGACCUGGAACGACGAGCUGCUGCCUACAUUGAUCUCCUCGUCACUUCUCGCGAGAAGCACAAAGGUCAAUGUCAGCAAGGAGUGGGUCCAGGAACUUGCGGGAUUGGCAGAGCACCUCCGCCCUGAUCAGCGCAAGCGUGACUCUGGCAUCCUUGCCACCAGCAUCGACACGUCGCGCCCUCCCCACAUCAUGACCGAUCUCUCUGCGGCAGAGGCCAGUGCCAAAACGCUGGUCCUCGAGAUCAAGCCCAAGUGGGGUUUCCUCCCCCUGGCGGAUGAUAUCACCCCGCUCGAGUCGGUCGAGAUCAAGUCUCGCAACUGCCGCUACUGCCUCCAUGAAAACUACCGCGGCGCUACCAUUGAGCAUGGCAGGUACUGCCCCAUCGACUUGUACUCGGGCGAGAGCGACCGCGUGCAGCGUGCCCUCGACGGCCUGUGGAAGCAAUGGCUGGAGUCUGACGGCGAGAAGAACAACCUCCGGGUCUUCGUCGAUGGCAACAAGAUUGCGCCCCGCGAUGCCCACCUUAUCCCCACCGCUGGCUCUGGAAAGGAGCCCCUGGGUACCGGCACCUUCAAGCUCAUCGCGCCUCUGCUCGAGUCUUCGGGCGUCCUCCAGCAGCUCAAGAAGCUGCAGCAGACUCUCCAGGCUGGCGACAUUUCCAAGCUUGCGGCCGACUACACGGCUGCCAACCCGGGCAAGACGCUCUUUGCCGACGUCAAGGAGCCCACGCCUGCCGAGCUCGAAGAGUUUGUCGCCCUCUACAGCGCGAACCCGACCGAUUCGUCAAAGUGGACCCUCCGCCAGCGUGAGAUUGCCUUUGGCCUCUCGGCAAUCUUCAAGGACUCGUCAAUCAUCGUACGCUCGGUCCUCAACCCCACCGGCACCGGCAGCUACGUCCUCGUCCCUGACAAGUCGGCCGUCAAGAUCAUUGACACGGAUCUCAAGCCCCUGAGCUCGCUUCCCAAGUGGGCCGAGCUCGACAACAAGCUCUGGCGCCACUGGGCGGCCACACAUGCGCCCGAGGUCAUCGUCAUUGACAAGCACACGCCGACACCGAGCGAGUCGCGUCACGCGAGCCCUACCGCUUCGCGCGUCAACGUUGCUCAGACCAGCCUCGCCGCUGGCGCUCUGGGGGCAGGCGCUGUCGCCGGUCUCACAGGUAUUACUGCAGCUCAGCACUCGCCCACGCCGUCCAAGGACUUUGACACCGCCUCCGUCGCCGGCUCCCUCCCUGAGAUUGACGCCGCCACCUCGGCACUCGCCAAGGUUGUUGACGCGUCCCCGUCCGCCAAGGCAAAGGUUGACUCGCCAUCAUCCUCGCCCCUCGCAACGCCUUCCCUCAUCGCCGCAAUUGGUGACAGCCCGCGCCUCGGCGGCUCGCCCCGCAUUCCUGAGUACCCAGCCGUCCCCACGACGCCAAGCAAGGCGCCGAGAGCCGUGCCCGAGGCGCUCCUCGCCUCGCCGGUGCAGCUGCGUGUCGCCGAGCCAGACGCCAAGGUCGCCGAGCCGGAGCCUGUCGCUCCAGUCAAGGAGGCCGUCGUGGAGGCUCCAGCGGUUGCACCUGCCGCGAAGGAGCAUGUCGCGGUCCCCGUCGCUGCUGCCGCCGCUGCUGCUGUUGCCGCGGCCGUCGCUGUUCCGGUUGCUGUGAAGGUCGCCGAGCCGACCGCCUCUGAGCCUGAGAAGGCCCCCGUGGUUGAGGCCCCCGUUGCCGCCGCCCCGGCCAUUGAGGCUCCGGCUGUCAAGGCGGUCGACGUCGACACUCCUGCAGUCAAGGCUGUUGGAGUCGAAGUCGAGACUCCCGCCGUUGAGCCUGUUGCCAAGCCUACUGAGGUGGAGACCCCUGUUGAGGCGGCCGUCGUCGCCGAACCCGUGGCGCCUGUGGCUACCCCUGCUGCUGUGCCGGCCGUUGUCGACAUUUCCGACGAGGCCGCGCCGGCCGCUGCUGAGCGCGUUGCCGCCCCCAGUGUCGAGGCUACAGCCGCCGAGCCUGAGACGGUGGCACCCAAGGUGGAAUCCACGCCUGUCGUGGCUCCUUCCACGCCCCCUCAGGCCCCCAAGGGUCUGCCGGUUACUCCUCCCAGGUCCCCCGCCCGUGACUCUCCCGCGGCCGGAAAGGUUGCGGCCAGCGUCGCGUCGCUCGCGGCUGCCGCCGGUGCUGGCGCCGCCAUUUCGAGCCGUACCACACCCGACAAGGCCAAGACGUCGUCGCAGACUACGACUGACGAGUCCCCCUCCAAGGUCAAGAAGGGUGGCCUCCGCGCCCUCCUCCCAGGUGUGGUGCGCAAGACGAGCGCCAAGUUCGAGGCGGCCAGCAAGGCCGCCGAGGACAAGGCCCCCGCCGUGCCCAAGCCCCGCAAGUCGUCCUUCACCGCCCCUAAGACCGAGGAGCCGGGUACCAAGACUGGCCUCUUCGGUAAGAAGUCUAGGAAGGCCUCUGCGAUCGCCGCCGGAGUCGCUGGUGCUGCCGUUGCAGCCGCAACUGCCGCCGUGGUCGUGGACAACAGCACCAAGAAGUCGGACGCGCCUGUUGAGGUGCCAACGAUUGUCGAGCCUGCGCCUGCGGCUGUUGCGGAGCCUGCCGAGACAGCCGCUGAGCCCAUUGCUCAGCGCGUUGUUGAGCCUGCGACUGAGCCCGCCGUCGCGGAGCCCGCCGCCGUCGAGCCUGCGGUCGCUGAGGCUUCGGAGCCCUCUGUCCCAGAGCCUGCUGCAGCUGAGCCUGUGGUGCCUGAGGCUUUGUCAGAGCCUGUGGUGGCUAAGGUCGCUGCUACGGAGCCCGUCAUUCCAGCGGUUACCACGCCGGCACCGGUCGCCUCUCAGGCCGUCGUGGAGUCCGUCACCGAACCUGUUGCGGAGCCCAUCGCCAAGGGUGCCGCGGAGCCUGUGGCCGAACCCAUCGCCGAGCCCAUUGCUGAGCCCAUCGCCGAGCCCAUUGCUGAGCCCAUCGCCGAGCCCAUCGUUGAGCCCAUCACCGUUCCCGAGACGAUCGCCUCAGAGCCCGUCCCGGAGGAGCCGAUCCCAGUAGAGCGUGUUGCCCUCGCGCCUCCCGCUCCUGAGAAGGCCACCGCGGAGCCAGUUGCCCCCGAGCCUGAGGUUGUCGAGAUUGCUGCCACCCCAGAGCCUGAGGUUGUCAAGAUCACCGCCGAUGAGAUCCAGGCCCCGGAACCCGCUGCCAACCCCGCCAUCGUGGACGCUGCUCCCACGGUCUCCGCCCCCGUGCCCCACCCGGCUGAAGCCACUGUGGAGCCUGUGCAGGACGCUGCCUCUAGCCUGUCCAGCAAGCCAUCCAAGGGCAAGAAGUCGAAGGCCAGGCAGGCUGCCGCGGCCACCGCGGUCGGUCUCGCCGGCGUUGCAACUGCCGCCGUUACCGCAGCUGUCGUCACCGAUAAGAGCGAGAAGAAGGAGACCGAAGCUGUCACUCCUCCCGCCGUUAUUGAGCCCGCAGCUGUCCCAGCUGCACCGGUUACUCCCAUCAAGGAGGUCGAACGUGAGCGCCGCCGCUCUAGCGUUGUUACCGAGGCUCAGUGGCUCGCGUCUCCUACGAAGGCCACCUUUGACGACGCCGCCUCCGAGCCUCAGCUCACCGCCAAAUCUUCGUUCGACGCUCUCGCUAGCCCUCGUGAGGGUGACGAGAUUACUCCUGCUACCACCGAGGACGAGAUUGCUCCUGCUACUACCGAGGUUGUCGCCACGCCGGCACCACUGGAGCCCGUUGUUCCCGUCGUUGACGAGCAUGCCGCAGUUGCGUCGGCUGCUGAGGACACCGAGACCGCUACCAAGGUCCUGCCCCUGGCUCCUGUUGAAGAUGCGCCGCCGGUGCAGUUCCACCCGACUCACUUCAAGCACUACGGCCCCCACUCCGAGAGUGUGCAGGCUGUGAUCAAGCCCGCCCCGAUUUCGGCCGAGGUCGAGGUCCAGCCCGAGGCCGCUGCCGAGACUUAUCCAGCGACAGUCUCCAAGGUUGCGCCUGAGGAGCCUUCGGCUUCGAAGGUUGAGCUUUCGCCCAUCGCUCUCGUCACUGGCGCUGCCGCUGCUGUUGGUAUCCCUGCUGCCGCUGCGGCAAUCGCCAAGUCUGAGCCUCUCACUUCCAAGGCCGUUGAGGAGCCGUCGGAUGCUGCGACGCCCCCAUCUGAGCCCGCUGUUGUCGAGGUGCCUGCUACCCCCACUACCGCCACUGCGUCGACAGGAGUGGAAACCCCCACUGCGACGCCGAAGGGCGACACCCUCGCAGCGGCUGGCACCAGCGUCUCUGCACUUGACAGCCCCUCUGUGGCUGCGGCCCUGGCGACAGACACUGAGCGUAUUGGAGCGUCGGGUCUGCCCCGACCCCGCACGUUCGGCACCUCUCCCGACCUCGCGCAGAUUGCCGGCGAGACUCUGCCAUCCCACGCUGUCGACCUCGGCGAGCUCGAGCCUGCCGCCAUCGUGGCCACCAGAAACAUCGCCCGCACCCACGACACCGAGUUCCUCGCAACCGACUACGACAGCGCCGCCGAGUACGCCACCGCCCCCGAUACCCCUGCCCUCUCUGACGCUGGGCUUCCCCGCACCGGCACACCGGUUUCAUCCGCACUUCCCAUCCGCCUGAGCGCGUUCGUCGACCAGCUCGAGGCUGAGAGUGCUGGCUCGGGUCUUCCCGCAGCUGCCUCUCCUGUGGUGCCAUCAGUCGAGUCACUCAGCGCCUCGGCUUCUGCCUUUGUCCCCUCUGUCUCGGCGUCCUCAUUCACCCCGUCAGCCUCGGCACCAUCAUUCACCCCCUCAGCCUCUGCGCCUUCUUUCGUCCCCAAGGCCUCGGCCCCCUCCUUUGUCCCCGGCGCCGUGGCCUCGGCUGCCGCCGGCGUUGCCGCCUCCGUCAAGGACGGCAAGUCUGACCUGACGUCUCUCGCCCACGCCGCCACCGCUGGCCUGUCGUCGGACGCCGACCCCAAAUCCCACACUCCUUCUAACACCUAG